CCACAUCAACACCAAAGAGGUCGCAAUAUUUCCGCGUUUUCGUAGCUUUUUUUUCGCAGGAAAAUCCAACACUUGUCCCAUUUAUAGAUUCUGAAUCUCUCUCUUCUCUCUCACUUCGGAUUUCUAGGCUUCUGUCUGUUUAUCAUCGGAUCAUCCCUUUACUCUCUUUAGCUCUCAGUGGCAUUUGUUUUUUCAUGUGUUUGAUUUAGUUCAGGAAGGUUGACUUCUGAUUACAUUAGUGGUGAGAAAGUGCAUUUGAUCUAUCAUUAAUGUCUUGAUAUCCAAGAGCAGUUUGGGUUGUCUCUCGAAGAGAGAGGGUACUGGUUCGCGGAGCCAUAGUAGUUUCUGCGAGCUUGGGGUCCUCUCUCAUCUUCCGGUGUUAUCUUCUUGUACUUAUUGAUACAGGAUCUUCUUCCUUUGUUUGUUCCCUUACCACAGCUGAGCUUCAUUGAUGAGAUUUGAGAAAAACAGUGGAGGGUUUUAGGUAUUUAAAAUAAGUUGAAGCUGGUGUCAUGGGUGCUGUUUGUUGCUGUUUGAGUGAGGACUGCGAAGAUUAUGCUAAUCCGAACAGUUCUGUUUACAGGAAUUGUAUAUGCCUUCGUUGCUUUCUUCAAAACGUCUUACAUGUGUAUACUUCGUUGUUUCAAAGAGGGGAAGAACACUCUGUCCCUGCAUCCCUUCAGGGAACAGCAUCUUUGAGUUCGACAUCAUCACUUGACAAUUCUCUAUCUGAUAUGUACCGCUCUCCUCCUAGGCCCUUGCCAUAUGAUACUGAUCCCAGAUAUAUCCGCCUUCAACGGGAUGGACUAGUCUCGAGAAGGGAGAAAGGCUCAAGUCAUUCAAAUGAGGAAACUGAACCACUGAGAAGAAAUGAUAUUGAUGAAGAAUCUGAAUAUUUGAGUACUGGAAACAAAUGGAAGGAGACUACAUGUGAAGAAGGUUCAAAAGAGUAUAAUUCCAAGUCUUCACUGAAGCUCUCCAUUGCAAAGAAAACAACUGGUUUUGCACAUAUUUAUACUUCUUCCGAAGAUGAAGAUGUCUGCCCAACAUGUCUUGAAGAAUACACCACAGAGAACCCCAAGAUAAUUACAAACUGCUCUCAUCAUUUCCACCUUGGUUGCAUAUAUGAGUGGAUGGAGAGAAGUGAAAACUGUCCAGUUUGUGGCAAGGUGAUGGUAUUCGAUGAGACGACUUGAUCUUACUCAGUAUACUCCUGUCGUGGAUGAAACCAGCAACAAACGUGAAAUGGGGAAAAGAAAACCAGAAACAGAACGUGUAAAAGCCAUGGCGAAUAUCGCAUGUUAAAACUGUGUCGUAUAUAAUAAAUGUGAAUUGUUCAGUAUCACUUUGUUACAUUACAGGUUCUCUCAAAAGAAAUUAAAAAAAAAAAAUUGGUUACAGGUUUAUUUUCUUGUAAGCUCUUGCUUUUCCUUUAUCCUUUUCAUUUACACAGGAGAAAAGUUUCAGGAGUACUGUUUCAUACCGUGGGGGAGAAUUUCACCUUCAUUGAGUAGGUAGGUUUAGGUUUAGGUUUAGGUUUAUGGGU
Molecule: messenger RNA, 1546 nt
Organism: Ilex paraguariensis (yerba mate)
Lineage: Eukaryota; Viridiplantae; Streptophyta; Magnoliopsida; Aquifoliales; Aquifoliaceae
Source: the annotation of a GenBank genome assembly